Messenger RNA from Durusdinium trenchii, 1982 nucleotides. The record is from the annotation of a GenBank genome assembly. Lineage: Eukaryota; Dinophyceae; Suessiales; Symbiodiniaceae.
GUUGAUUGUCUUUUGAGUAUCGACAACAUCAAUGACAACGAUUUGAAAAGUUGAACUCGCAAGUCAAUCUUCGGAAAACUGAAGCCUCUUGCAUACUUGCAGGUAUGGGGCUUACACCCCCCAGUCAUAUCACAUGUGUAUCAGCACUCCCGGUGCCCUCCCAGAUGCAGGAAGGAUUUAAAUUACUUGGUGAUGUGUACCGUGAAAUAGAUUGAAGCACAUAGUAACUAUGUUGGUCAAGCACGAACGGAGGGUAACAAGAAGUGAGUCGAAGCAUACAACCCUCAUAAUCAACAUGAUGGUGCAUCAGUUUCAUCAGACCUUGCUUCCACCAUCGUGCAGCUUUGUUGGCACGUGUUUGCGUGAUGGCCGCAUGCCUCCUCUAGGUUUUGACGGCGUUGAACGUUCUGUUCGCUCACACAGCUUGAUGAGAAAGGUUCAUGCUCCGACCCGCUGCAUCGUGGUUGAAGCAGACGACUACUGGAAAAAGCACGACGCAAAGCGCGCAGCAGGAAAGUGGAAUGACCGUUAAACUUAAUAUAGCCAGAUAACGGUGAGCAAAGUAGCGGUUCAAAUAGAAAGUGCGUACAUCCUAGUGCAAUAAAAGAAGACACAACAAUCGAUCAAUUGAAAUCGGCAACUGAAGGCAAACUCGGAAAGUUCUGAAAUGCAGCUGUGCGCAACAGGAGAAUCACAUGCGAACGGUUGACUCCCAUCAGGAGAGUCAAAGCAUAAAUUUCCAUUUGACUCGAGACAAGGUCGAUCACGAUCAAACCGAUGGAUGGGCUAGCAAUCUUGUUCUAGUUACCACAGGACAAAACAAAGCGAAUCAGGACAUUGAUAGGACUCUCCAACCUGUCAAGUUCAAAGCAAUUUAGUUCCAAACGACACGUAAGUCUCAGCUCCAUUAGCGACAAGAAUGAUUGCCCUGCAGGUGUUUGUGCAAACGUUGCUGGCUCUACCCUUUCAUGGGGCCUGCAGAUGCCACUGUACCAGCACUUCAAAGCCAUUGCAUACAAGGAGAGCAAAGAAAUCUUGGCUGCGAAAGAUAGUGCAUGCUCUCUAGCAGCAGGGUUGGCGACCAAUGUGGUGGUUCAUCCAGUCUUCUUGAUCAAGACACGUUUGCAGCUGCAGCGUGGACAAGCAGGCUACCGUGGAAUUCUCCAUGCUGUCACAACCAUCGCUGGUGAAGAAGGCCUGCAAGGCUUCUAUCGGGGCUUUGUCCCAUCCCUGAUGUUGUCUUCCCACGGUGCCAUUUUGCUGGUGGCUUAUGACCGCUUCAAAAACAAGUUUGAUUCAGUGCUUUUGGCAUCUGGCUCUGCGAAAGUCUUUGCAACUGUGGCCACAUAUCCUCUGCAAGUAAUCCGAUCGGUGAUGCAACAACGACCAACAGGGGGCACGUUCGAGUACUCCAACAUAUUCCGCACUGGACAGCUACUCUGGCAGCGAAAUGGAGUCACAGCUUUCUACCGAGGAAUUCUGCCCCAGAUGAUGCGAACAGUUCCACAAUCAAUGGCCUUCUUUUCCAUUUAUGAGUAUGCACUCACGGCCUUGCGAUUUCUUGGAACAAAGUCUUGAAAAGAGCUACCUAUGCCUUAUUACCCAUGCUUUGCUCGUGCGCAUGGACUCAGCUGGACGUCAAGCUGUGAAGCUAUCACUGCGUACCGAAGAUCAUCGGCAUCUUGACACUUCUCGCGGGCAGUGAAGCUGUGCCAAACGGUCCACACUUUCCCAAGAGAUGAACAAAUAGUGGGCAAUCACAUCGCUAUUAGGCCGCUCUUAGGCAGAGCACAGUGGGCGAGGGCGAGCGGCGAGUGGCAUCGACCAGACAGACUUGCCCGGGUCUGACCCAUCGGGCAGUGACGGGAACAGUGUGACACUGGGACCUUGGGCAUCGUCCGGACAAAGGACAUGUUGCACUUGCGCACGAUACACAGAGAGUGUGACAGCUUACAACUUAGUACAUCUUGGUACACUCUGAC